Molecule: messenger RNA, 1714 nt
Organism: Photinus pyralis (common eastern firefly)
Lineage: Eukaryota; Metazoa; Arthropoda; Insecta; Coleoptera; Lampyridae
Exons: 11
Coding region: 93-1637 (514 amino acids)
Source: RefSeq, a predicted model, not a curated record
AAUUAAGUGCGAGACACCGUGUCCUUGCUCACCUUGGCGUCUCGAUCAAAUAAAAGGAAGUGGCCGCGUUUUCGUCUCUCAUCAAGUCAGACAUGAAGUGGUUCCUGCUGUACUUCUUGGCGGUCGGUGUCGUAGCCUUAGAAUUACCACCCGAUUUUCCGAAAUGCAAACGUUCCGAUCCCAAACUGAACGAUUGUAUGAAAACGGCGAUCGAAGGGGCACUCAAGCUCAUGGAGAAAGGUUUGCCGGAAUUUAAGGUCGAGCCCAUUCAGCCGAUCACUGUUCCCAGCUUGACCAUCGGUCAAGGGAAGGGCCCCGUGCAAGUCGUGCAGAACUACGAAAACUUUAAGAUCUACAAUUUACCGUCGGCGAAAGUUGCAGAUCUUAGCUCCAGGCUUUCCGACAGCGAGUUCAAGAUGAACAUCACGUUCCUCUUCAAAGAGGUGUACCUGGCGUCCCAGUAUAAGCUGAACGGGAAGAUACUUCUCCUCCCCAUUGUUGGAGAGGGAGACUGCACAAUUAAACUAAUGAAUGCCAAGGUGCCAAUGGAGAUGGUUGGUCGGUUUUUCGAAAAGAAGGGUGUUAAGUACGCGGAAAUCUCGGACAUAAAGGUUCACCUCGGUGGCGAUAAGGUGGAGUUCGAUUUCAAGAACUUAUUCAACGGCGAUCCGCGUUUGGGCCCGGAAAUGAACAGGAUACUUAACGAGAAUUGGAAGGAGAUCUUCGAUGACGUGAAGUAUGCUUACGACGAGGCUUUCGGUGCCAUUUUUAAAAAUAUUGUCAACCUGAUAGUGAGAAAGGUGCCAUACGAUGAAUUACUCCCCAUUUCCCUACGCGAAACUACCACAACAGUCCUUAGGGAUGAGUGUGAUGGAGAAGAACGUAGCACCGUACACAAGUGCAAGACAACGAUGCUGUACCUGUCGAUUUUGUGCGCUCUCCCAACCAUCUCGUACGCUUUACAAUUACCGCCCAAUUUCCUAAAAUGCAAACGGUCCGAUCCAAAAAUCAACGACUGUCUGAAACCGGCGGUGGGGCGAGCAAUCCACAUCAUGGCGGAAGGUAUGCCGGAUUUCAAGAUCGAGCCCAUACAGCCCAUUAGGGUGCCCAGUUUGAAGAUUGAGGGGAGCGUCACCCAAAGCUACGAAGAUUUCCAAAUCUUCAACGUACCAUCGGCGAAGAUUACGCACCUUGACUCCUCCAUAACCGACGACGAGUUCAACCUGAACCUGACGGUCUUCUUGAAAGACAUCCAUAUAGCGGCCAGGUAUAAACUGCAAGGGCAAAUUCUGCUUCUUCCCAUUGUUGGAGAAGGUAACUGCACGACUGAUCUCAGGAAUGCCAAAGUUAGUUUGGCACUAAGUGGUGUGCCAACCGAGAAGACAGGGAGAAAGAACGUUGAGAUUCGGAGCCUAAAAGUCAAUUUGGACCCUGAAAAGGUCGAAUUCGACUUCGAAAAUCUCUUCAACGGUGACACUCAGUUGGGGCCGCAAAUGAACAGGAUUAUGAACGAGAACUCGAGGGAGAUCUUCAAUGACGUUAGGCACGGGUACGAAGAGGCUUUGGGGGCAGUUUUCAAAAAUAUCGCCAAUCUUAUCUUCAAAAGGAUUCCCUACGACGAGUUGGUUCCAUUAUAAUACCCUAGUGCCAUAUUCAUGGCGUGGAUUAUAAACUUUUGUGUAAAUUAAUUACAAUAAAUUCGGCGAUUUGUUUA